AUGUGCCAAAUCUGUCAAAUCAAGGAGCUGGCCGCCGAGCAGCGCUGGCCAAAGGCAGUGGAAGCCUCCAAGGCCGAUCUCAACUUCCUCGUCGACAAUAUCCACGAUGAGUUCGUUCAACACCAKAGCGCGCAUGGCAGUUCAAUGGCCACUCCACUCCCAAAAUCUCUCCUCGAACUGUGUCGCACGCUUUCCCACCAACUGGAUGCUCUCGAGAUUGAGCGCGAGAAGUGGUGGACUUCUCCAGAGUCACGCGCCAAACGCACUCGUUUCGAGCUGGAGGGAAGUCAGAAGAGUCUUUCCGAGUUGCACAAGAUCAACAACAUGACGAGUGCAAGCUUCGAGUCGCUCUAUGCAAGAUUGGGACAGUUCGUGAAGUGGGGCCUGGGCAUGAAUGGAGGCAUUCACGAGCUCCUCAAUGCUGAUAAGGUUGCAUUUGGGACUUGA
Molecule: messenger RNA, 447 nt
Organism: Ramularia collo-cygni
Lineage: Eukaryota; Fungi; Ascomycota; Dothideomycetes; Mycosphaerellales; Mycosphaerellaceae
Exons: 2
Coding region: 1-447 (148 amino acids)
Source: RefSeq, a predicted model, not a curated record